UGAUCUUUAUAACCUCCUGAUAGUGUUUGGUAUCUACCAGAAAACGAAUUUCUGUCCACCUUUUUUUCCUCAUCUUCGACUUUUUCCUCUCUCUCUCUCUCUCUCUCAUCCUUCUCAUCUCUCUGUAUCUCACUCUCUCUCUCUCAUCCUUCUCAUCUCUCUGUAUCUCUCUCUCUCUCUCUCUUUCUCUUUCUUUCUCUGUCUUUUUCUGUUUGUUUCCAUUAAUUUACCUUUCGAUAUCAUCAUCAAUAUUUAUCAUCAGUUUUUGUCGUUCUUGUCGUCGUCAUCAUCAUCUCAUCUUUUACAUCUCAUCUCCUUCAUCUUCAUCACCAUCGGCAACAGUAACUCCAACAUCUUAAUUAAUUAAUUAUUACGACAGAGAGAAGAAAGUAAAAAUUUCUUUAUCUUGAUUGUGAUACUUAUGUCGUUGUGAAGAGAAAAAGAAAGAAGAGAAAGAAAGUAAAAAAAAAAAGAAAAAGAAAGAGAAAAAAGAAUUAGGAAAACAAUUAGAAUUGUUGGAUUGUUCUAAAUUGCUUUUCCAUUCCAUGGAGACAUUUACCGAACAAUUUAUUCCACUUUAUUCAACUGAUGGUAAUGAUGGUACUUCCAAUGGAACCAAUGGAGAUGGUGGUGGUGGUGGAAACGCCGGUGGAGGUGCAAGUGGAAACAACGGUGGUUCGAGUUCAUCUGUGAUCAAUACAACGUCGACCGUUACUACGGCGACCGCUGCCGCCGCCGCCGCCGCUGCUGCUGCUGCUGCAGUGUCAUUCAAUUCAAACAAUCCAACGAUUAAUCCUUAUCAAGGUUACGCUAUUUUUAAUCAAGUUCAUCAUCAUCCGAUUGUCUCACCAAAUGAUUUGGGUCGACGGUUAAUCAAUGAUAUUGAUAAAUUUUCCUCCUCAGAGGGAAGAGAGUGUGUUAAUUGUGGAGCGAUACAAACACCGCUUUGGCGUCGCGAUGGAACAGGUCACUAUUUGUGCAAUGCUUGUGGACUUUUUCAUAAAAUGAAUGGUUACAAUCGACCAUUGGUCAAGAAUCAAAGACGAUUAACAAGCUCUUCUCGGCGAACGGGUCGUAAAUGUGCAAACUGUGGGACGGCGGUCACUUCGUUAUGGCGGUGUAACAGUAAAGGCGAAUCGGUUUGCAACGCCUGCGGCUUAUAUUUCAAAUUGCAUAGUAUCCCCAGGCCACUGACCAUGAAGAAAGAUUCAAUUCAAACACGGAAAAGGAAACCGAAAUCCCAUCAAUCAGGUGGAGGUGGCGGUGGACCAUCACAACUACAAGUGCAGCUACAACACCAACACCAUCAACAACAACAACAACAACAGGUUAUCCAACAUCAUCAUCAGCAACAACAACAACAACACCAUCAAUUGCAAACACAUCAACUUCAUCUUCAUCAACAACAUUCCUCUAAUCAUCAUCAUCAUAAUCAACAAAAUCCUCAUCAUCACUCCCAACAAUCAAAUCAAUUACAGGACAAUGGUACCGAUGGGCCAAUAUCCCUACAACUCCACCACCCCCAACCCUCAACUUUACAAAAUCACCUUUUAUCGUUAUCAAAGGAACUGUUAAUUACCAAUGGUCAGCAAACUGUUAUCCAAUCACACCAAUUAAAUAAUUCCAGUCUACAAGAUGACCCUUCAGUCCCAUUAGAAUUAACCUCAACUAAUCAUUUCGACAAUUAAGUCCACAAUUGCAAUAGCUUUUUAUCAACGCAACUAAUCAAAUUAACAAAAACAAAACCUCAAUUUACAAUCAAAUUUUAAAAGCAACAAAGUUGUUAACUUUUUAGUAACAAUUUAACAAAACAAUUGCGACAAAGGGUUAAAAAAGCAAUUAAUUUAUCAUUCAAAGCUUAUUAAUCAAAAUUGUCAAUUUGAUCAAUGAUUUUUUAAGCGAAAAAAACCAAUCAAUUUGUAUACAAACAAUUUAUUGUCUUUAAUUAUAUUAACUUUUUUUUGUUAAUCAAAAA
Panonychus citri (citrus red mite) is the source of this 1975-nucleotide messenger RNA. Its product is annotated as transcription factor GATA-4-like. The record is from RefSeq and is a predicted model, not a curated record. The transcript is spliced from 2 exons. Lineage: Eukaryota; Metazoa; Arthropoda; Arachnida; Trombidiformes; Tetranychidae. Gene Ontology annotation, biological process: cell fate commitment; positive regulation of transcription by RNA polymerase II; negative regulation of transcription by RNA polymerase II. The coding region runs from base 546 to 1688 and encodes 380 amino acids. Gene Ontology annotation, molecular function: DNA-binding transcription factor activity, RNA polymerase II-specific; zinc ion binding; RNA polymerase II cis-regulatory region sequence-specific DNA binding.